Messenger RNA from Amphiprion ocellaris (clown anemonefish), 1506 nucleotides. RefSeq names its product claudin-10 (gene cldn10l2). Bases 468 to 1253 code for a protein of 261 amino acids. The record is from RefSeq and is a predicted model, not a curated record. Gene Ontology annotation, biological process: cell adhesion; bicellular tight junction assembly. Lineage: Eukaryota; Metazoa; Chordata; Actinopteri; Pomacentridae. The transcript is spliced from 5 exons. Gene Ontology annotation, cellular component: plasma membrane; bicellular tight junction. Gene Ontology annotation, molecular function: structural molecule activity.
AACAUCAUGUAAACGUAACAAAAUGCGUAGCAGCAGUCACGCUUUUCUUAGUGUACAGGAUUGCAAGAGUUCAUACUAGUUCAAAUGAAUUAAAGUAAGUUGCAGGUGAUUCUGUUUCGCGUUUUGCAAGAUGAUUAGACAGAAUUUGUUUUUGUAAAUAUAUUUUAAAUGUAUUUUUGCUGUGUACUAGUGGAAGUGAAAAGUGUGGCUAAGUGGACAGGUGGGAAAAGUGAAGCAGGAGGCACACUCCAGAAAGUUUACAGUAAACAUCUAAUUCAGCGCUCAAGAGCCCUCAUCAACGCUCAAGGCACAUGGCACAGACACACCGUCACCCUCUCCACCCUUUGCCAUGAAACCAAAGAUCCAGUAGAGUUGUGCUCACCAGUGGCUAAAAGUGUGAGCUGCCUGUUGGUUUUUUUUUUAACUCAACACAGCACACUGCAAUAGUAACUUUUGUGAUUUCUACAAUGAAGAAACGUCUCAUCCAAGUAUUUGGCUUCUUGAUCUCAACAUUGGGAUGGACGUUUGUGCUGUGCACCAUGGCAAUGGACUACUGGAGGAUCACCCAGCUGGGAGGACAAGGAGGAUCCUUCAUCAUCAAGGUGGCCUGGUACUGGUCCAACCUUUGGAAGGACUGUUUCACUGAUUCCACAGCUGUCACCAACUGCAGAGACUUCCCAGUACUCUGGAGUGUCACCCCUUACGUCCAGGGAGUGAGGGGAUUGCUGAUGUGCGGGUUAACGCUUGGAUUUUUCGCUGCAAUACUUUGCUUUCUUGGGAUGGAGUGUACAUAUAUUGGUGGAGCAGAUAAAACCAAGGACAAAAUGCUCCUUAGUGGAGCAGCGUUUCAUUUUGCUGGUGGCGUGUCAGAUAUUGCUGCCUACUGCUUAUACAUCAACAGGAUUGCCAGAACCUCCUUUGCUCCCAGUGUACCAGCAGGAGUUUUACGGUAUGAUUUAGGACCUCCCAUAUUUCUAGGAUUGGUUGGAAGCUUUUUCAUCCUGUUGGGGGCUGUGUUUUAUGCUGUUACAGUCUGCAACGUAAUCUGCCCUGAAAGCAAAGUGGUGGAAGUCUAUGGAGGACGCACAUACAUGGCCCCUUUCUCCAGAGGAAGAACCCUGUACGCUGGAUACUACGGACGCUCCGGGCAGUAUGGAACUUAUUACGGCUCGGGACGAUCCAGCAACUCCAAGAUCUCCAGGCUCUCUCAGACAACGCCAACAAAAACAUCUGAAAGAGAUGCAUUUGUGUAGUCGCUCAAACCUCCCUUUUGCAAUGGAUUUAGCAUCUCCAAAACUAAUCAUAUCUCAGCUUGGUUUUUUUGUUUUGUGAUUUUUUUUGUAAAUAUCCCAUAUAAAAUGUAAUGUCUUGUGUUUACUCUUCAUAUGUUAAUUUUGCUCUGAUUUAACCAAAGCAUGUAUUAUAGUUAGAAUGUCACUGAAAUCUUUCUGAUGAUGACUUACUAGUUGAUAUAUAAUUAUUAAAGCUUUGUACCUUUCAAUGAUA